This is a messenger RNA of Sporothrix brasiliensis 5110, 1164 nucleotides long. RefSeq names its product letm1-like protein. NCBI's taxonomy places the organism in Eukaryota, Fungi, Ascomycota, Sordariomycetes, Ophiostomatales, Ophiostomataceae. The transcript has a single exon. Gene Ontology annotation, biological process: intracellular monoatomic cation homeostasis. Bases 1 to 1164 code for a protein of 387 amino acids. Gene Ontology annotation, molecular function: ribosome binding. The record is from RefSeq and is a predicted model, not a curated record. Gene Ontology annotation, cellular component: mitochondrial inner membrane.
AUGCUUCUUCCAAUCUUCAAUGGCCGCGCACUCGCGACCGCUGGCAAGCCGUCGGGCUUCAUGCCCUCUGUGGUCGCGGCCUACAGCAGCAGUUGCCACAGCAAGUACCAUAGCACCUACCACAGCUGUGGCCUCCCGUUACGCCCGACUGCCACGACUCGGUCAGCCACUCCAUACACCCGCACGCGGCCAACAGCUGCGUUCGCGGCCCCCCUCGCACGCCCGGUGUCCAGCUCUUCGACCUCCCAGUCCGACCCCAGCGCCGCCGCUGCCACGGCCCCGACCCUUACGCCUUCUGCGGCCAACCCUCCACAUACCACGCGCCCGCCGCCGCUCACGUUGCCGGAACGGAAGCCCGAGACAUCGACUUUUAGCCAUCUGUUGGCCACGGGCAAAGCCUACCUCGCCUUUUACAAGACGGGACUGCGGUACCUAUUUGCCAACACGAAACUCGUGCGCGGCAUGGACGCCAACAACGACACCGCUGACGCCGUCAAGGCAGGCCACGCGACACGGUCGGAUCUCUUGCUGCGUCGCCGCUGGGGCCACGACAUGCGUCGCCUGCCGCUCUUUGGCCUGCUGCUGCUGAUCUGUGGGGAGUUUACGCCGUUUGUUGUGCUAGUGUUCCCCCAUGUGGUGCCCUACCCUUGCCGGAUCCCCAAGCAGGUCGAGCAACUGCAGCGCAAGGCGGAGUCUCGGCGGCAAUAUGCGUUCGUGGCAUAUGAAGAAGAGACAGUGGCAUCGGCGCCGACUACGGAGACGACGAUACGAAGCCGUCAUGCCACGGCUGCGAGAGACGUGCUCAUUAGCCGCAGCUUGGGCCUGAUUGCACCUUUCUGGGACCGCAUUGGCCUUGUCAGCGGCGUGCCGGGACUGGCCCAUCGUGCCGUUGAGCGUCAUCUCGCCUUCCUGGCCGAAGACGACGCACUCCUUCGCCAGGCUGGCGGUGUGCUGGCAUUGGAACCAGAGGAGGUGCUCUUGGCCAGCGCUGACCGUGGCCUCGACGUAGUAGGUCAGGACGAGGGCCGGCUGCGAGAGAGGCUGGUGCGGUGGCUACAACUUACACAGCCCCAGAACAAUGACGUCGACGGCAGCGAUGUACACGAACAGAUGCUCACUCUGCUGACGAAGCGGCCAGAGACGUGGCCGCCGAAGAAGAUAUAA